This is a messenger RNA of Oryzias melastigma (Indian medaka), 961 nucleotides long. RefSeq names its product ubiquitin carboxyl-terminal hydrolase 26-like. The coding region runs from base 411 to 956 and encodes 181 amino acids. The transcript is spliced from 4 exons. Gene Ontology annotation, biological process: protein deubiquitination. Gene Ontology annotation, molecular function: cysteine-type endopeptidase activity; cysteine-type deubiquitinase activity. NCBI's taxonomy places the organism in Eukaryota, Metazoa, Chordata, Actinopteri, Beloniformes, Adrianichthyidae. Gene Ontology annotation, cellular component: cytosol; nucleus. The record is from RefSeq and is a predicted model, not a curated record.
ACAGGCUGAACUUUAAACGAAAGAUGACGUCACAGAGGGCCGUUCUAGUUUCGGUUUAUUAUAUAUUAAACAAACAAAAAAACACAAUAAGGAUUAAAUAAUAUAGUUAUGAAGUUCAGGAAAUAUGUGAAAUUUUAAAAAAAAAACUAUAAUAUUGACUUUUUUUUUGCUUUUUUAUCUCUUCAAGAAUACUUUUAAGAAAACAUAACAAGCAUAGAAAGUAAACAAUGAAAUAUUAAAGAUUAUUUUCACAGAUCAGCUCGAGUUAUGCUGUAUUUUCUUUCAUUUUUACACGUGUUUUCCCCCAAAUUAGCUGGAAAGGGAAAAAUCCGAUUACCGCAAACGCAGCAUUCACGAUCGAGCAGCUUUAGAAACAGAAAGUAUGAGUUCAGUCUUCAUUCAGAGCUCACAUGAGACGGAGAUUGUUUUACAGCCUUUUAGCUUUAAGCUUCUAUUGUUGUUUUAAAGUUUGGUGUGUUCUGAUGGGGCGUAGUAAAAAGAACAGAAAAUGGCAAAUUACUGAUAAAUCAGAUUCUAUUAACCACAGAUAUCAUGGCUUAAAGAAUCAGGGAGCAACCUGCUACCUGAACAGUGUUCUGCAGGUUCUGUUCAUGACCAAAGACUUCAGAGAAGCCGUCAGCAGUUCCUCUGAGCCUGGGUCUAUUAAUCCUCAUCUCACCUCCUUGUUUGGAGAUUUACAAAAGAAUUCAGCAAACACCCAAGCCAUCACAAGACAUCUGGGCAUUACCCGAGUUCAAGAACAACAGGAUGCUGCUGAAUGUCUGGAGAAGAUUUUACUCCACACCAGUUCCAAAGCAUCACAGAUAUUCAAAGGAGAGCUGACUCACAGGAACACCUGCUGCACAUGCAGUAGAGACUCAGAGGACAGCAGGCAGUUCUGGAGUCUACCCCUCACUCUGGUGGAUCCAGAAAAAGACGACUAUUCUGUGGUUUGAACAAA